Lottia gigantea (owl limpet) is the source of this 857-nucleotide messenger RNA. RefSeq lists its product as hypothetical. The record is from RefSeq and is a predicted model, not a curated record. The coding region runs from base 1 to 756 and encodes 251 amino acids. The transcript is spliced from 5 exons. NCBI's taxonomy places the organism in Eukaryota, Metazoa, Mollusca, Gastropoda, Lottiidae.
AUGAUACCGGAACAUCCUGAUGAAAGACCUGAUCUAAUACAAGCCAGUGAUCACUGUGACCUGUAUACAAGACAAUACACGGCCAAAUUUACAGAAACACCAGGAGUGACAGUGCUCUCAGCUUCGGAUACCAUCUAUCAAAAUAUUUUUACUGAUAAUCAAUGUGCUAAACUAUGUGUCGAUUAUUCAGAAUUUGAUUGUAAAUCAUUUGAUUAUUGUCCCAAUAUAAAUACAUGUUUCCUUGGUAAAAAACAUGUAUUUGAUGUACCAAAAUCACAGAUUAAUAAAGAUGUUAGAUGCAAUCAUUAUUCAAGAAAUUAUGCCGAUGACUUUAAAGUCAAAGCUAAUAAACAGAUAUCAUUGCGUGAUAAUAGAGUUAUAGAAGGUAUAAGUGCUGAACAAUGUGCUAAAUUGUGUGUUGAGGAAGAAUCAUUCUCCUGUGCAAGUUUUGAUUAUUGUGGUAAUAUGACUGAAUGUAGAUUAAGCGAUGCUGCAAUGUCAGAUGUAGGCCAAGUGACGGUCGAAACUUCAGCAUAUUGUGCUGUGUAUCAACGAAUGUAUUUCCCAGAUGGAUCAGUAUACACAAAUACUAAAUCUUCGGGUUAUUCUGCUGGUGCUAUGGGCGGACUUGGAUUUGCUAUGUUAGUAGUUGGUGCUGUACUUGCAAUUGCAAUCUAUUUCGGAAUCGGGAAAAUGCGAGGAAAGAGUUUCGAUUUUAUGACCAUUUCAUUUAAAAAUAUGGAAAACAGUGAUUAGUUUGUUUGUAUUGUCGUGAUAAUGAAUCUUUUACUUUUGUAAAUAAAAUGUUUGAAUAGAAUAUGUGAAAAAAGAUAAAUUUCAUAUUGCCAGAAAAAAAA